CUAAGCCGUGGCCCAAUGCGAAAGCGAGGCCGAGCAGAGGGCGGUCGGGGAUUGGCCGGCCGCGGUGCUGGCGCGGGUCGAUUGGCCGGGCCCGCGGAGGCGGUGCGGAAGCGCGCUCCGCUGAGGGCGGCGGGGUGGCGGCGGUGCCGGCCGGGCUGCGGCGCGAUGAGGGGCGGCUGCCGCCUCUUCCCGCUCCUGCUCCUGGCGCUGCUGCGCGGGUUGUGUCACGGCAGGGAGCCGGCGCCGGGCGCUGUUACCUGCGGAUCGGUGCUGAAGCUGCUCAACACCCGCCACAGCGUGCGGCUCCACUCGCACGAGGUCAAGUACGGCUCCGGAAGUGGGCAACAGUCGGUGACAGGAGUUGAAGCUUCAGAUGAUGCUAACAGUUACUGGCGGAUUCGUGGGAAGAGCGAUGGAAGCUGCCAACGCGGAACACCAGUGAAAUGUGGGCAAGCUAUACGACUUACCCAUGUUAACACAGGAAAAAAUUUACACACGCAUCACUUCCCAUCACCGCUCUCCAAUAACCAAGAAGUAAGUGCCUUUGGUGAUGAUGGCGAAGGAGAUGACCUCGAUAUAUGGAUUGUGCAAUGCAGUGGGACUUACUGGGAGCGGGAGGAUGCAGUGCGCUUCAAGCACGUAGGAACUGAGGUGUUCCUUUCAAUAACAGGGGAACAGUAUGGCCAUCCCAUUAGAGGCCAACGGGAAGUUCAUGGCAUGCCUACUGCUAAUCAUCACAACUAUUGGAAAGCAAUGGAGGGAGUCUUCAUCAAACCCAGUACGGACCCUGCAAAACAUGAUGAGCUCUGAAUUGACAGAGGAUCCAAAAUGUUUCAACUUACUCCAAUGUUCGGAGAUGCUAAUCCUUGGUCUCUUAUAAGUCCCGCCUUGCCUGAGUGACUGACUUUCUGUAUUACUGAAGGGCAUUAGUUCAUUCUAGGAAUGCAGCACUUCUGUGGGGAAUGGCAUCGGCCAGGUUCAGCCAUUGAAAUUUAUUUGGCAAAAUCCUUUCUGAAUUUCAAGCUCAAUUGGUGAAACUAGUUUGUACAUCUGUUAGUUUUUGUUGUCAUUUGUUUUGCUUCUUCCUUUGUCUCUAAUUGGAAGGAAAUGGAAAAACUGAAGUAAUACAUUUCUGUAGUCCCAAGUACAAUAAAACUUUGUAUUUUGUAAUCUUUUUCCAAUUAUAAUUAAAUAUUUGGAAACUGAUUUCUACUUCUUAGUGAGAGAAUGUUAUUAAUGAGGAGAUGGAGUAAGUCUAGAAAGGGAAAAAUAGUUCUCAAAUACGGUGUCUUUUGAAUGGCUUGAAGUCAGCUGUUCGGCCUUCCAGAAAAAAAAUGUGGUCCAUUUGAAAAUUGCUUCCAAUGUCUUUCACGAGUUUCAUUGUGUACUGUAUGUUGGAGUAAGAAGACAAAGUUUUAAUUUAUUCUCUUUCUCCAAUAAGUUCAUAUUUCUGGUAGUGGCAAUACUGCUAAUUGUCAAAUGGUAAGACUGCUCAGCUCUAUGAACUGGUGCAGAAAGCUACUGUUUGUUUAGUUAAUAUAAGAAUUUUAUAAAAUUCCAUGUGAUGCGAAGGAA
Molecule: messenger RNA, 1575 nt
Organism: Harpia harpyja (harpy eagle)
Lineage: Eukaryota; Metazoa; Chordata; Aves; Accipitriformes; Accipitridae
Gene: SDF2L1
Product: stromal cell derived factor 2 like 1
Exons: 3
Coding region: 16-810 (264 amino acids)
Source: RefSeq, a predicted model, not a curated record